This is a messenger RNA of Cygnus olor (mute swan), 4457 nucleotides long. RefSeq names its product protein phosphatase 1 regulatory subunit 15B (gene PPP1R15B). The record is from RefSeq and is a predicted model, not a curated record. Gene Ontology annotation, cellular component: endoplasmic reticulum; protein phosphatase type 1 complex. The transcript is spliced from 2 exons. The coding region runs from base 129 to 1739 and encodes 536 amino acids. Gene Ontology annotation, molecular function: protein phosphatase regulator activity. Gene Ontology annotation, biological process: response to endoplasmic reticulum stress. Lineage: Eukaryota; Metazoa; Chordata; Aves; Anseriformes; Anatidae.
CCCGCCGCCAUUUUGUAGCGGCCGCCGCCGCCGCCUCCCCGGCCCGGCCCGGGAUGGCGCCGGGCCCCCGCAGGGAGCCGCCCUCCGCCGCCCCCGGGCCGCUCUGAGGAGCCUCCCCCCUCACCCUCAUGGAGCCGAGCGGCCGAGAACGGAGCAGCCCCGUGCCGGGGCGAGCCCGCGCCGCUUCCCUGCUGGGUUUCUCCCCGCUUUGGCCCAAGCUGGCCGUGCCCAGCGCGGCCCCCGCCGCCCCCGGGCCGGCCCAGGCCAGCCCGUCCUUCUCGUGGCUGCGCCUCGCCUCGCAGCUCCUCUCGCCGCUGCCCGCCCUCCUUCACCGCCUGCGGCCCGGCCCGGCUCUCAGCAGCGCCCUGUGCCCCGCCACCGGGGCUCCCCCGCCGCCGGAGCCUCUCCCCUCGCUCCGCCGGGCCGAGGAGAAGGGGCAGGAGGGAGCCGGGGGGGUGCGGAGCGGCCCGGCCGCCCUCGCGGUGCGGAGCGGGGAUUUUUUUUCCUUCGUUUUGGGAAGCGGCAGCUCCGCCAAGAGCCGCCUGCCCCGGCCGCUGAGCGCCGAGCCCCCCGGCGAGGCCUGGAGGGGCGGCGGGGGGCUGCCCGAGGUGGAGCUGCUCCGGAGCAAGCGGCUCGAGUUCCUCCAGCAGCGGCUCCUCGUCGUGCCCGAGCCCGACCACGGCUACCACAGCCUGGAGGAGGAGCAGCAGCACAGGGGAGCCGCCGGGGAGCCGUGGAAACCCGACGAGCAGGAGGCGGCGAGGGGCUCCCCUCCCCCGAAAGGGGAGCUUGAGGUGGGAGCUUUGGCCGCAGAGGGCGACGAGGACUCAGAAAUCGAGCGAAACCUUCCAAUUUCAGCCAGGCCUGCGUGUGCUAAUAAGUUAAUAGACUAUAUCCUAGGGGGAACCUCUAGCGGGGAGGAGAGUGCGGGUGAUGAUGAUGAGGAAGACUGGGAUGAUAAUGAUGAUGAUGGGUUUGACAGCGAAGGGCUCCUCUCGGAUUCAGACGACGGGAGCCAGAGCGGGGAAAGGUUGCACCUCUGGAAUUCCUUCUUCAGCCUGGAUCCUUACAACCCGCAGAACUUUACGGCAACCAUUCAGACAUCUUCCAGCAGUCCAGGAAAGGAUAUGCACUGUGGGUCAGAUGUGGAAGAGGAGGAGGACGAGGAGGAGGAGGAUUCUUCAUGGGCAGACUCAUCUUCAGGCUCUCCUCACCUCAGUUCUGAAGAGCAUGACGAGUGGGAGUGUAGCAGCGUGGAUGAGGCAGAAAACUUGAAACUUUGGAACUCAUUCUGUACCUCAGACGAUCCUUAUAAUCCUUUAAAUUUCAAGGCACCCUUCCAAACAGCAGAGAAGAAAGGGAAGCCUGGCUCAAAAGGAACAGAGGGGCCGAGUUUGGGCACUUCUGAGCAUAGUCACUUAACUGUCUGUCGGGUACAGCUGGAAAAACAUAACUGUGGUGUCACAGACUUGGUGCAGCAUGGCAUUCUUUUGGGUGAGAAAUGUAGAAGUACCAAGCGGAAAAAGGUAACCUUCCUUGAAAAAGUUACUGAGUAUUACGUCAGCAGCGAGGAGGAUCGGAAAGGACCCUGGGAAGAGCUUGCCCGAGAUGGUUGCAGGUUCCAGAAACGUAUCCAAGAAACAGAAGAAGCCAUAGGGUACUGCUUCACCACAGAGCAUAGACAGAGAGUUUUAAAUAGACUCCGAGAAACCUACUCCAAAGGGGUUGAUCUCUUCUAGCACCUUAAAAGACCUGGUAGUUGUGUGUGACCCGAAGCACUCAUGAAAAUCUUCAAACCAAGAAGUGGCAGCUGCGUGUGCUGUUUUGAAAUGGGGAGAAAAGUGGGAUUCUAACACUUUUUCCCAGUUUAAUAUUCAGCCAACAAAUAUACCUAUGUGUAUCCCAUUUUUGACAUCCAAACAAAACCUUUUGAGUAUCAACAAGGGUGAGGGUGGUAUAAUUGCAUUCCUCUUCAGUACCAUUUGAGAAACAGACUGCUUUAGGUUAAAUCCAUUCCAAAAAUGCCUUGUCUGCCGUAUGUUGAGAAGUGGUGGUUAUUCAGUUGGAAUUUUGCACUUUGAAAAAGCAAACAUAUUUUGAAGGAAAUAUUUAUGGAGCUCAGAACCUAGUUAUUGCAGUUUUGAUUUAAAGUUUGUAAAGGCAUGUGCUGUUUGUUUGUGGUUCUCCAUUUUCUCUAACCUAUACAAAAGUCUCCGAUUUUGUUAGCUCAUGAUGUUAACUUUACUGCACAAAGCGGAUGCUUUUUUGCUUCCUUUUUAAGGUCCCAGUUUUGUGUGCAAUCUAAUUGUUUGAGUGUUGAUGUGACGCUUUGAUGUCUUAAUAUUUCAGUCUAGCACACUGGGGGAUUCAGGGGAACUCUGGUGCACUCUAAGCCCUUUGGUUUGUCUUUAUUUAAGUAGUACCUUUACCCAGUACUGUUCCAAAGGGUGCUGGCUGCUUGUGCACCAAGCCGCUUUGCUUUCAGGGCAGUGAAAGGCCUCAUCCUGAUCAAUAAUUGAAGCUUCAAGGUACAUAUCAAAGCUGUGGCUGAUGGUCUGAAUUGAGAUAGCUGCACGUGUGGAACUAGGCCAUAGGUCUUUAGGUAAUCUCAGAGCAACUUCACCCUAAUUCUGCUUCCUGAUUGAAGUGGAGUGCUCUUUGUAUUUCUUUUAUCUGGUACAUGUAAGGAGAAUUACCUUUCUGGAAAUCUAAGACUACAGAGUGCUGUGUUCUUUACCAGAAGCCAGUAUUAAUACCUCUCUGCGUCUGCACUUUUGUUCAUUUGGUACCAAAAUAACAUUUCACGUUUGGGAUCUGAAAGUUGAGGUCCUCGGUGGAAGGAAAACACUCCUUAUUUGUGUUUGUAACUUAAAAUGUUUAAUUGUUUCAGUCAAAAUAAAAGAGCAGCACAGUUUGGAUAUGCAUUUGGACCUGGAAGAUGUUGUAUGGCUGUAACCCAAGCAGGAAUGAGGUCAUGCAAUGGAAUAAAUACCAGUCAGAUCUAAAGAAUUCGUAUCUGUUUGCAAAAAAUGGUGAGAGUAAAUGAUUUGCUAUUUUGUUCAUUCAGCUGACUAGGAAUGCCUCUAUUUUUGUAAGGAAGAGGCCUAGAAACACUUGAAAUUUGUCGUCUUAUUAAUCUCUUCAAUUUUGAAUUCAAAAGAAGUUAUGGAUACAUGGAGAAAAGAGCUUCACAAAGCUUUACGGAGUUUUCUGCUUCAUCUUGCCAUGCUUCUGGUGAUUUUAAUUGUCUCAAAUUUCAGAGCUUUGGGAUUUACACUUUUUCCAUAAAGUUUGUUCUUUGGAUUUAAAAAUUGCCUUUCUCUGCUACGUGUUAGAAGUGUUAAUUAUAAAAUUAAGAGAGUUAACUGAGAUAUGGUAGAGUUGUCACAUAAAAUACGGCUGAAACUCGAGCAGCCGUUUGGAUUGGCUAAUUGAAAGCCAUGCAACAAUGUUAUUUUAAUCCUUGUGGAAUAAAAAAACACAUUCUUUUCUAAAGAAGAUUAUUUUGGUUGUGAAAUCAUAAAUCAUGCCCUUGAAUCCUAUGGAUUAGCUUUCAGUUUUUAGGAGCUAAUUUUCCUGUAUCGUAUUUGAUAACAGGUGUUCUGCUGUUUUGUUUAGGGAAGAGCACGCGGGAUGAUUAAUGUGUUAGAAUUAGAGAAAAAUUGUUGACAUAUGGUCCUAGCGUGACUGAUAAGUAAAAAUGCUGUUCGUCGCUCUUGGUAAAAUAUACGAGAGCUUUUUUCCAUGACACUCCUAGUUUAUUUGGUCUUGUAAAGUUUGCUGCUGCUUCAAUUACUCUGGUUAACUUGGUGUAGUGGUGUUCAUUAAAAAAAAAACUCUAGGGUGAUGUGAAUUAACACCUGCAGACACCGAUCAACUUUUUGCAGAGGCUUGGGAAAGGCUACAGCUGGAAAUGAACAGAAUUGACAAAUUAUCUACAAGCUAGGUUGAAAACUGUUCCUUCCAAAAAUACUUCUGAUAUCUGAGAUUAUUUUUUUUCAACCUGCAGUGUAUCGAGCACUCUGUUCUAAAACUGCUGAUUCUCAGAGAAACGUGCCUGCUCGGGUAAGUUUUUCCCUCCUCUCAAACCUCAUACUUCCAGAGUAUCCAGUGGUGGUAGGAAGUUAUUCUAACACUAAAUUUAUGAGCAAGCUAAUUUUUUUUGUCACCAUCUUCCCUAUAACAUAACUUAAAGUUGUCUUACAGGAUGUGUACAUGUGCGUUUGGAGUGAAACAUGAAAAAUAAUACUUGUUGAACUUUAAAUCAAAACUGUAAUUAUCAGAUUUUAUUUUUGUAUAAUUUAGAGAAAGUUAGAAAACCUUCAACAUUGGCUUUAUACAGAUUUUAAUUGAUUUGUGUCGAGUUUGUUGGGUUUUUUAUAUCUAAAGUUAUAUUUCUGUACAUAACAAAACUAUUCAGAACUAAUCUGUAAAUUGUAAUAAAGAUAUUUGCAAGA